Messenger RNA from Cornus florida, 1114 nucleotides. RefSeq lists its product as uncharacterized. Lineage: Eukaryota; Viridiplantae; Streptophyta; Magnoliopsida; Cornales; Cornaceae. The transcript has 3 exons. The record is from RefSeq and is a predicted model, not a curated record. Bases 511 to 948 code for a protein of 145 amino acids.
CGUUCAGUUUCAAUAGCAGUAAAAACAAAAUGAUCUUUUAAGACUUUGACUUCUUUACCAUCUACAGUUUUAUCUUUUGUAGGCCAUAUUCAACUAUAGCCCAAGUUUUACCACCAGAAUUUUGCAAAUAUGCACUCUUCUUUGAUUUCCAAAAAUUGUAAGCCCCUGCUUGGAUUGAUUCUCCCAAAACAGUUUUAUGGUUUCAUAGUUGCAAAAAACUGAAAACUCCUAAAUUGGUCUACUUGGUUCUGUUCUUGAAAAACUGAGAUAAAUGAGUUGAGGUUUUUAGAGAACAACUUUAGGCUGUUUUUUGAAUUUUCUAAAACCUAUUCUCAGUUGAGGGAAAACACGGAGAACACUUUGUUCGCUUAAAAAAAAUGACGGAACCCUUCUCGUUUAUAACCUCAGCCGUACAAGCCCUCCUUACAAUUUCUCUUCAAGCAUUUUCUCUCAGAUUUCUUGGUUACAGUCUCUUUUCAACCCAUCUUUCAGUUUCUUGAAGCUCGUCUAAUGAUGGUCGAUCUGCGCUUCUACGAUUGUCUCUCUUCGUUCGGGUGCAGGACGGUUCCAGCUUUAGAGCUUGAUCGUGCUUAUCGAGGACAGUCUCUCAUUCAUCUACGUAUAAUGUUUGGCACUAGGAAGAGGAUGAGGGCCGCGAUGAAAGCAAAGAAGGGCCCAAGUCCAAGGAAAGUUACUCCAAUGAUUCCCCUACGAAGGCCGACCAAGAAGGUGGAAUUGGAGACCAAGGAAUUAAUUCCAUUAGGUUUUGCUUUAGAGUACAAGUCAAGGAUGGUUUCUUGUGUGCGGGAUUGGCGACCAUACUGUGGACCUAACACAACUUCGGUGGUGCUCGAAGCUGAGCCAAGCGGAGAGGAAGACCCCGAAGAAGAUCAGGAUGGAAGAGAUAUCGGAGCAUCCAAGAUGGAGGGCACCAGAGUUCAGGGAUGACUGCUCUUUUAAGAGUACUUAUAAUUACUAGUAGUGGAGGAGGUAUUAGUAAGAAUGUAGUACGGAUUUAGUCACGUACACUCGGAUUAUGUUAAAGAAUAUUUUACGAUUAUUCGCUUAACAGUUUAUGGUUUGGAAAAAUUCUUAAUAAAGUGAACUAGUAAGU